AUGGUGAACAUCAGCAAUACUAAAAACCUGCCAAUUGCCACCGCCGCCGACGGUGGCGACGGCGGCGGCGGAUCCACCAGGUCAUGGGCCGCCCCCGUUUCCGGUCAGUCCAUGUCGACUAGCGGCAGUGUUGGGUCACCAUCCAGCCGGAGUGAGGCCACAGCUACAGCUGGGGAAAGCACAGUUCUCUUGUUAAACAAUCUUGAUAUCGAAAGGGGUGAUAAUGGAUCUCAGGGCACUCCUGACAACAGGAGGAAGAAGAGAGGACAACGAGCAGCUGGAGGAGAUAAAAAUGGUCGAGGGCUUCGUCAGUUUAGCAUGAAAGUAUGCGAGAAAGUGGAAAGCAAAGGGAGAACUACAUAUAAUGAGGUGGCUGAUGAACUUGUUGCUGAAUUCACUGAACCUACCAAUAGUCUUUCAUCACCCGACCAGCACCAGUAUGAAGAGAAAAACAUACGCCGGAGAGUAUAUGAUGCUCUAAACGUGCUAAUGGCUAUGGAUAUUAUCUCUAAAGAUAAAAAGGAAAUACAGUGGAAGGGUCUUCCGAGGACUAGUGUGGAUAAUGUUGAAGAAUUUAAGGCUGAACGUCUUGGACUUCAAAAUAGCAUCGAGAAGAAAGCAGCUUAUCUGGAAGAGCUCGAGGAUCAAUACAUUGGUCUUCAAAACCUCAUACAGCGCAACAAGCAAUUGCAUGGCUCGGAAAAUGCUCCAAAUGGUGGAGUUGCACUGCCUUUCAUAUUGGUUCAGACACGCCCUCAUGCCACGGUGGAAGUGGAAAUAUCAGAAGAUAUGCAGCUUGUGCAUUUUGAUUUUAAUAGCACCCCUUUUGAGCUCCACGAUGAUAAUUAUGUUCUGAAGGCGAUGAAAUUCGGCAUAAAAAACCCACAAAAUAUUCCGAGCAGAAGAGGCGAAAGCUCGAGCAUGGCCAAUAUGUACCAAUUUCAAGCGAGUCAUUUUUCGAGGCCAAGUUUAACUCUACCCGCAAUAUUAAAGGCGCGUGUUAAACACGAGCAAUAG
Striga hermonthica is the source of this 1017-nucleotide messenger RNA. NCBI's taxonomy places the organism in Eukaryota, Viridiplantae, Streptophyta, Magnoliopsida, Lamiales, Orobanchaceae. The record is from the annotation of a GenBank genome assembly.